CGCUGCCGUGUCGCUGGGCAGAACAAAACAAAAACAAACCGGGCAGCGCACGGGGCUGCAGAGCGAGGCAGGCAGCGGCUGUGGGGAGCGGCGGGGACGGGGCAGCCCCGGGGACCGCCGCCGCCGCCGCCGCCGCCUACGGAGAAACACAUCUGUAAUGGAACAUUCGACUCGGAAGAAGAAAAUUAACCUUUUAAGAUAGACGAUCUUGAUUCCCCUUCCUGAGUGAGCAGUACAAGAGAACACUUUUAGCAUAAUAAGAGUGCUUCAGAACUGGAUGGUUGAGGACUGCAACAGGUGGGAAGGGAAGAGAAGAGCCACUGAAAUCUUAUGGGAGAACUACACAUACCAGUAACAUUCACAAUACUACAAAGUGAUUCAUGAAAAUUUUGCAGGCCUGAAAGGAAAGCAUUAAGAUUUCUGUUUACAGUCAGUUCAGUUGAAGUGCAAUUAAACAACUAUGGAAGUAGAAAAUGAGCAGAUAUAUAAUGUUAACCCAACAGAACUUGAUCAUCUAAGUGACACUCCAUUUUCUGGUGAGGAAGAAAAUGGUGGAAGUGAGGAAAUAAAGACAGAAAUCAAUGGAAAUUGGAUAGCUGCAUCUUCCAUUAAUGAAGCUAAAAUUAAUGCUAGAGCAAAGAGGCGGUUAAGGAAAAAUUCUUCUCGUGAUUCUGGGAGAGGAGACUCUGUUAGUGAUAAUGGAGAGGCACUGAAAAGUGGAGUCACUGCACCAACAAGUCCAAAGGGAAAAUUUCUGGACAGACGAUCCCGGUCUGGAAAAGGAAGGGGACUACCAAAGAAAGGUGGUGCAGGCGGCAAAGGUGUUUGGGGUACACCAGGGCAAGUAUAUGACGUGGAGGAAGUGGAUAUUAAAGAUCCCAACUACGAUGAUGACCAGGAGAAUUGUGUCUAUGAAACUGUAGUUCCACCUUUGGAUGAAAGAGCAUUUGAUAAAACUUUAACACCAAUGUUACAGGAAUACUUUGAACAUGGAGAUACUAAUGAAGUUGCGGAGAUGCUGAGGGAUUUAAAUCUUGGUGAAAUGAAAUACAGUGUGCCAGUGUUGGCCGUAUCAUUGUCAUUAGAGGGGAAGGCUAGUCACAGAGAAAUGACAUCUAAGCUCCUCUCUGACCUUUGUGGGACAGUAGUGAGCACAAGUGAUGUGGAAAAAUCGUUUGAUAGGCUACUUAAAGAACUACCUGAAUUGAUGUUGGAUUCUCCCAGAGCGCCACAGUUAGUGGGCCAAUUUAUUGCUAGAGCAGUUGGAGAUGGGAUUUUAUGUAGUACUUACAUAGACAGCUACAAAGGCACCGUGGAUUGUGUCCAGGCUCGAGCUGCAUUGGACCGAGCUACUGUGCUGUUGAGUAUGAAAAAAGGUGGAAAGCGUAUAGACAGUGUAUGGGGAUCAGGCGGUGGACAGCAAUCUGUAAAACAUCUUGUUAAAGAGAUUGAUAUGUUGCUGAAGGAGUACCUACUUUCUGGAGAUGUAUCAGAAGCUGAGCGUUGCCUUCAGGAACUAGAAGUGCCUCAUUUUCACCAUGAACUUGUAUAUGAAGCAAUUGUGAUGGUUUUAGAAUCAACUGGAGAAACAACCUUUAAAAUGAUGCUUGAUUUGUUGAAAUCCCUCUGGACGUCUACUGUCAUUACUCUGGACCAAAUGAAAAGAGGUUAUGAACGAGUUUACCGUGAAAUCCCAGAUAUUAACCUGGAUGUGCCACAUUCAUACUCUAUGCUUGAGCGGUUUGUAGAGGAAUGCUUUCAGGCUGGAAUCAUUUCCAAACCACUGAGAGACCUCUGUCCUUCAAGGGGAAGGAAGCGCUUUGUAAGUGAAGGAGAUGGCGGUCGUCUUAAACUAGAGAGCUACUGAGUACAGGAACCAACUCUUGCAGCCUUAGAUGUUUAAAGGGAAAAAAUAUAUUCUUUCUCUAAAUUGUAAGAGUUGCUUAGCACAGUUCAUAUUUUUUUAAAAGCACUUGUUUGGGGUACAAAUCAUUCUGAAAUAGUUUUGUAAAUUUAUAUUCAGGAAGGAAAUUUCUUUCUCUGGGCAUAUAGUAGAACAGAACAAGUAACCACAUUUCAGUGGUGGUGCCUUCAAAUAAGCUACCCUUCUGUAAGUGCCAUAUGUUUAUGACCUAAUCAUUCCAUGUUCUGCAUUGAUGUCUGACUGCCACUCCUUUCCUUCAAGGACAGUGUUUUUGUAGUAAAAUCACUGGUUUAAACAAAGCUUUAUUAUAGAGGGGUCAAGUUAAGCUGCUGUAACCUCAUUUUGGCUGCUGCUGUCGAAAUGCUGUGCUUCGGGAGGAAAAAUGGUUAUUUCUUUAAAGAAUCUAAAAAAUGGAUUGGUCAUAAGAUGUAUUCGUCUUUUCCAGGGGAACACACUGAUUAGUCUUAAAGACCAGUGCAGUAAAAGGUGGCUGGAACAUCUAUUUCUCUACAAAACUGGAAAAAAUGAACAGUUCUGAUAGAAUGUAUUACAAAAUAAAUUUUUGUAAAGCUA
This is a messenger RNA of Caretta caretta (loggerhead turtle), 2497 nucleotides long. It is a transcript of the gene PDCD4, whose product is annotated as programmed cell death 4. The record is from RefSeq and is a predicted model, not a curated record. Gene Ontology annotation, cellular component: nucleus; cytosol. Gene Ontology annotation, biological process: negative regulation of DNA-templated transcription. NCBI's taxonomy places the organism in Eukaryota, Metazoa, Chordata, Testudines, Cheloniidae.